AACAUAAUUCACCAAAUAAAGGGAAGCUGCGUGGUGUAGCGGUGAUAGUAUCUGGAUUAUAUCCAUGGCAGGACGACAGAGUGUAGCCUCACGUUACUCUCUUUCUCUGUGUCUAAUAUUCUUACUGACAGCGGCGGCGACGGCGGAGCGUGAAAAUAACUCAUUUUCGUCAAGUCUGUUUUGGUCUACUGCCAAAGAAGGGGAGGAUCUGCUGCGAAAAACCGAACCCAACGAUGAUACUUCGGCGGCUUCUGUUGUCAGAGAUCCUGAUCAACUUGACGGUGGUUUUUCUUCACUUGAUGGGAUGUUACAGUGGGCCAUAGGUCAUUCUGAUUCAGCCAAGUUGAAGGAAACUGCGCAGGAUGUCCAGCGUUUAUCUCCUUCUGAGCUCAAGAAGCGCCAAAUGGAAAUAAAGGAACUUAUGGAGAAGUUGAAAAUGCCAUCAGAUUCACAGUUGAUGCAAAUUGCGUUAGGUGAUUUGAACAAUUCUUCUCUGUCCGUGGAAGAUCACUACCGUGCCCUGCAGGAGCUUUUGAUUCUUGCGGAGUCCAUAGAUAACGCAAAUGAUCUGAGCAAACUUGGGGGCUUUGAUGUGCUUAUACGAGAGAUGAAUCACCCAAACACAGAUAUAAGGAAAAUUUCUGCAUGGAUUCUUGGGAAAGCCAGUCAAAAUAGCCCAUUUAUUCAGAAGCAGGUCCUCAGACUUGGAGCGCUGUCAAAGCUAAUGAAGAUGGUAAAAUCUAGUUUCAUAGAAGAAGCUGUAAAAGCACUAUAUGCUGUUUCAGCCUUGAUUCGAAAUAAUGUAGCUGGCCAGGAAUUAUUCUAUGCCGAAGCUGGAGAUCUGAUGCUUCAGGACAUACUGAGCAACACAAGCAUUGAUAUCAGACUUCGCAGAAAAGCUGUGUUUCUUGUUGCUGACCUGGCUGAAUGUCAAUUAGAAAAUGUACACAAGGUGGAACCGCCAUUUUUCAGCAAUUGCUUGUUCUUGAAGUCUGUGGUUGAUCUAACAGCAUCAGCUGAUCUUGAUCUACAGGAGAAGGCCCUUGUUGCGAUUAAGAAUCUACUGCAAUUCCGAACAAUAGAAAUCCAGGUUUUAAAAGACUUCUGUGGUUUGGAUACUGCCUUGGAGAGGUUAAAGCAGCAGCUGCAGGAUUUAAGCGUAGAGGAAUAUAAGAGAGAUUAUGCUACGGAUUUGGAAGCCCUCCGGAAAGAAGUGGAGCUGGCCUUUCACAGAAGGCUGGGUAUGGGGACAAAGAUUCCAACUUGAUUUGAUGAUUGCAUUCUCUUGCCAACUACACCGUGUAACUGUAUUAUGGUGGUUGUUAUUUGAUCAUGUCUCACUGGUGAUCACGGAUCUGUAAAUCUCACUCUUUUUUGUCAGGUUACUUUGCCAUGGAGAAAGACCGAUAACAGGGUUUUAUUUGAUUCCCAGGCUUGUCUUCACGUAAAAUUUGAGGAAAUUUCAUUUUAGCAAGUGAAAAUGUUGAUAGAUAAAAGGAGCUAGGAUAUUAGUGUUGUUUUGUUGUUUGAUUCAUAGAUGAUAAAGCUGAUGAUUUGUAAACAUAUCUUCUGUUACCUGAUAAUUAGGGUAUCUAUUGCUCUCUUCCCUUACAUU
Mangifera indica (mango) is the source of this 1615-nucleotide messenger RNA. Its product is annotated as hsp70 nucleotide exchange factor FES1-like. The transcript has 8 exons. The record is from RefSeq and is a predicted model, not a curated record. The coding region runs from base 65 to 1267 and encodes 400 amino acids. NCBI's taxonomy places the organism in Eukaryota, Viridiplantae, Streptophyta, Magnoliopsida, Sapindales, Anacardiaceae.